Molecule: messenger RNA, 471 nt
Organism: Saccoglossus kowalevskii
Lineage: Eukaryota; Metazoa; Hemichordata; Enteropneusta; Harrimaniidae
Biological process (GO): regulation of apoptotic process
Molecular function (GO): protein binding
Source: RefSeq, a predicted model, not a curated record
GACAACAACAAACCAUUACACAAUGCUAUCUUGAAACAAGAUAUAAAGACAAUCAAGUCAUUACUAUCGGCUGGUGCUAAUGUUUUUUCAGUUGAUAGGCCCAGCUUAACACCCUUGCAGUUUGCCAUUGAAAAAAAUAAAUCAGUUGCUGUGGAAUACUUAUUAAAAGAAGGAGCUGUAAUUUCAGUCGAGAGCAUACCAACAAAACUAUCGACUGCUCUGUUUAAUGUCUUCUAUCGACAUGCUAUUAAAAAUAAUUUGGAAGAUAUUCUUACAAAAAUUGGUAGCCCAAAGCAAUCAGACAACGAAAGUGUACCGGAGAAUGAGGCCCAAAGUCGAAUUGAUGAACCUAAAAGAAAAAAAACUAAAAAGACGUUGGAUGUGAUGCUUUGUUCAGCUGUAAAUAAGGGUGAUGCUGCCGAGGUUAAACGUUUGUUGGAGCAGGGUGCAAGUUGUAAUUGCAAAGAUGAA